Molecule: messenger RNA, 534 nt
Organism: Procambarus clarkii (red swamp crayfish)
Lineage: Eukaryota; Metazoa; Arthropoda; Malacostraca; Decapoda; Cambaridae
Source: RefSeq, a predicted model, not a curated record
AUGAGUCUGGGACUAGCGUUAGACAGGCAGAAGUGUCCGGCUGGCUCAAGCGUCAGACUGGCAGAAGUUUCAGCCAUUCACCAUGCCACAAGCCCAGGCUGUGCAUUACCCACCAACGAACUCUGGAGCAGUGAUUCGGACCCAUCGCCAAACCCGCGAGUUUGGUCUCCCGACUUAUUCAGCGAUUGUGAUGACCCAGAAUCGUCGCCCUCGCCACAUACUCCACAAUGCUCAGGCAUGCCCCCCGAUUUCGACCCUCGACCGUCAAGAACACGCCGCUAUAAACGGCAACCAUAUCGACUGCUAAUACAACGACAGCGGCAACAGCAGCAGCAGCAGGAUGCCCAGCCAACAUCACCCAGCUCACCAAUCAACACACGAGUCAGGUCUCCCGACAUGUUCAGCCCCACGCCAGAUUUUGAACAGGAUUUCUCACCUAAAACACCCCCAUACUUGGCGGACGAUGACGAUUCCGACCCCGAACCCACACCACCAAGAACCCGCCACUACAAACGUAAGUUAUUUUUUUUUUAA